AUUAACGCGCCAAGGCCUCUAAGUAACUAACUAACGAACUAAAUCUUCUGCGCCGCCGCCUGCGUUGGUUUCCUACCCGAACAAAAAUUCCUUCGCCUUUCGGCUCUCGUCACGUUUACCCAACUGUCCUCUCCCUCUUCCGGUCUUCUCUUCCUCGCUCGCUCGCUCGCUCGUUAUCAAAGAGAGAAGAAGUUGCAAGCAGCAGACAAUUGGUGUGAUCCAUCCAUCUCCCCUGUUUUCCAUUCCUAACUUCCCCUGUUUCAUUAUUGUUGCUCUGUUUCUGCUACAGCCACAAGCGAUCAACUCAUCCAGAAUCCCGAAUCCAUGGAAGACAAUGAUGAGUUGAAGCACCUAUGCAAAUACUGCGGCAAGCGCUUCCGUAGUGGCAGAUCGUUGGGAGGUCACGUAAGUUCUCAUAGAGAAUGGAUCUGGGAAAGCUCACUCGAAGUUGAUGACGGCGUCACAGGCAUCUACAAAAAGAAGCUCCGUCCUCUCUCGGACUACGCUAUGGAGGUAGAGGAGGAGGAGGAGGAGGAUGUGGAAGCCUUUCUGGCGUCGUUGGACCCUAACCAUGAAACAGUCCCCAGUCGGACUGUGUCAAAAUUGUUAGAGGAAGGAGCAAUCGGUUGCCUCACCGCCCUUGUCGAACGCAAACUCCCUCACAAUCGCUUGGAUCUGUUUGCUUUUUCUAGCUGCAACAAACCCCUCAUAUCUACGGCUGCUUGGAUGGGGUUUCAUGAGGCGGUCGGGUUGUUUUUGCGCCACGGGGUUCCUCCGAGUCAUGGACAACCAGGGCGGCUUCCCAUCGAUUACGCAUUAUACUCCAGUUGUGACGACCAGUGGGAUUUGCUAGGCCGGUACGAUAUUAAUUAUCCGCAAAGGCUCUGUAGUUUGAUGCUCUGGCUCCCCGAAUGGAUCAGCGAAAAUUUCGAUUGGUGGCACACGGUCAAGCUGCUGGCACGCACCACCGAACAGGGGAUCCUGGAGAUGAGGAUUUUCCAGUAUGCAAGGAACGGCCAAGGCGCGAAGCUGCUCUGGCUCCUGCUUGUCGUCCCUGACCGAGUUCUCUCCCCAACAUUCUUCAGCGACACCCUUCUCCAGCAGCGGUUUGGAACCGCCUCUUUGUCCCUCCGCGAUUUCCUUAUUGCCCAGCUUGCUUUUGUUACCGGCCUUAGCUUCACCAUCGAACCUAAUCGUCGUUUUCCUACUGACAUUGAUCACACCAUCGAUCGCAAUCGUCCUCCCCGCCCUGAUUCGAUCCGCGGGCAUUUGCGGUACAAGAUGUUGAGCCUCACUUGUUCCCUGCGUUUGCUCGAAGUCUUCCGCAGGGCUGGCCCCCAGUUGUGUCACUCGAUGGAAAUGUUAGAGAAGGAAAAGGAAAAGGGAAGGGAAAGGGAAAAGCAGAGGCAAAUGUAUCCCCUUCUUCCCGAUUACCCAAUUGCUCAACAAAUCAAGACUGUGCUCAAGGAAGCUGGCUUUACUAUGGCUUCUCUCCGUUGCCCGGUCAGAGUCGCUCACCGGAACUAUAAGCCGGAGCCUGACUAUCGCUGGACUCCCCAAAGAGACGACUACCCUGAAUUGGAGUUCUUGAUUCGACCACCGCAUGUCUGCAAAAGUAAAAUCCUUGAUUCAGACUUCAACAAGGCCAUCGAGAAGUUAUGCCAUCAUCCUUACCUGAAGGAAUGGACAUCCCAAAUGUCAAUUUUUAAGUUGCUUUUCAUAUUUUGCCUCCCUGACCUGGUGGAAGAGAUGCAAUCCAUGAUACCGUUGGAGUCCAAGUACGUCAACCCUUCAACUAUUAUCCAACCUGCGUAUCUUGCUGAGUUAUGCUUCAUCUACAUUAGGGAGGGCAGAAUUGUUGAGUUCACAGCUGCUCUAAUGGCCACACAAGUUCUUCUUCGGUUGGGUUAUCCACUACGCCCUCAAACAUCUCGUAAUAGCUUUAAUAAUGUGGAUCAUCCUCAUCAAUCUCACUCCCCUACUGUAUAUGAAUUCUUACUGCAUGCUUUGAUGAAAGUGGUUGAUGAAGAAAUCAGCUUAACAGGAAAACCUAAGGACAACAACUCUAUUCAGAUUUGCAAGGAGAAAAAAUCAGUGAUAUCUUCGGCUUUCCUACUAAUAAAGAUAUUUGAUACGUCUGCGCAAGAUAUUCAUUGGUAUCUUCACUCACCAAGAUAUAAGAAAGUUAGAGAUUUGGAGCUGGUAGUAAACGAUGUUGCUUCCUUGCUAAAAGGCGUCGGCUUUGUGUUGAGAUCUCAAGAUACUUGUGUGAAAGACUUAAGAUGCUGGAAAAUGCAUCUGGGAAAAGUUGGAGAGCGCCGGACGUCGGAGCUGCAUUGGAUUACCAUGGUGAAGAAGGAGGCGGUGGAAGAGGAUGAUGUGGAAGCAUUUUUAGCGAGUUUGGAUCCUAAAUCUAAAUGCUGCCCUCCUGAGGUGGUGGCGAAGUUGAUUCAGUCGAGAGCAAUUGGUUGCAUCACCGCACUUUUGGAGCGGAAAAUCGCUCACAAUCGGUUGGAUAUCCGCGGACCGGUGGGGAACUGCCAACUGCCCCUGCAUUAUGCUGCUAAGUUAGGGUUUCACGAGGCGAUCGAGCUGUUGAUUCGCCAUUGGGUUCGUCCGUACCAUGUUUUUUCGAGCUUCGAACCCAAAGAACUUGAAACGAGUGCCAUCGACUACGCGCUCGAGACCAGUUGCAAUGAAUGGAACAAGAAGAUGGAGGAAAGCCAAAGCGGCGGCGGCGCCCUCCUCCUCUCCGAUUUGAUCCUCUGGCUGCCGGAAUGGAUCUCCAGCGCCGACAAUUUCAACUGGUGGCACACGGUAAAGCUGCUCGGGCGCGCCAAGGAUAAAGACCUGGAGAUGAAAAUCUUCCGGUAUGCAAGGAAUGGCCAGGCAGCGAAGCUGCUCUGGCUUCUCUUUGCUGUCCCUGAUCGAGUUCUCUCCCCAACAUUCUUGCAUUGCCUAACUCGACGCUUGGAGUUGCAGCAUUCACGUUUGGAAGACUACUCCCUCCGCGAUUUCCUUACCUCUCAGCUUGCUUUCGUGGUCGCCGACAUCCGGUGGUGCAGCGAUGGCGAUGAUCCCCAAUUGAUAAAGUCUUUGGAGGAAAAGCGGUCGAUCCUCACCUCUUCCCUGCUAUUACUUGAAGUCUUUCAGAAAGCUGGCACCCAAUUGUCUAACUUAAUCCCAAUUUUGCUAGAAAAAGAGAAACAGCAUCUUUCCAGUUCCCCAAUUGCUCAACAGGUCCAGACUAUCUUAGAAGGAGCUGGGAUCCCUUUAACUUCUCUGAACUGCCCUAUCAUAUCCACCCAAGAUUCCGAGAUUAACUAUCCAUACCCUAGCGGACCGGUCAACCGUAAUAUGAUGCACGGUCACUGGCCAAGAUCAGGGUAUUUGGCCUUUUUAAUUCGACCCACCAGUGUGUGCAGAAGUGAAAUUCUUGAUUCGGAAUUCAACAGGGCUAUAGAGAAUUUAUGCUAUCAUCCUUGUCUGAAGGAUUGGAACCCCCAAGAGUCAGCUUUCAAGUUGCUUUUCAUAUUUUGUCUUCCUGACUUGGUAGAAAAGAUGCAAUGCAUGUUGCAGUUGGAGCUCGGGUAUGGUAAGCCUGCGAAAGUCCUCCACCCCACCUAUCUUGCAAAACUAUGUUUUAUCUACAUCACGGAGGGGCGAAUUGUUGAGUUCACUGCAGCUCUAAUGGCCGUACGAGUCCUUCUUCAGUUUGACCAUCCACUUGGUCCUCAAAUUUCUUACCAUACUAGGGACUAUAUGGAGUAUACCCCAAACUUGUAUGACUUUUUACUGCAUGCUUCGAGGAGAGUUCUCGAUGAAGAAAUCAGCUUGACAGGAAAGAGUGAGGACAAUGUUACUGUUCAGAUUCUCAAGGAGAAAAAAUCGGUUCUGUCUUCUGCAUUUCUAUUAGCACGGAUAUUUGAAAACUCUUCGGAACGUAUUCAUCGGUAUCUUCACUCUCCAAGAUAUAAGGUAUUUCAGGAAUGUAGGGAUUUGAAGAUGAUUAUAGGUGAUGUUGCAUCCUUGCUUGAAGACUCAGGUUUUGUGUUAACAUCCCAGGACAGAUGUGUCAAUCACUUGGAAUGUUUCUCGAGCAAAGCACGUGUCAACAAAAGCGAUAUAGAAGAAAAUUCAUUGUCAUUUGUGCCACAGUUGAAGACAACUCCAUGUGUUAAGGUCUCGUGA
Linum tenue is the source of this 4191-nucleotide messenger RNA. The record is from the annotation of a GenBank genome assembly. NCBI's taxonomy places the organism in Eukaryota, Viridiplantae, Streptophyta, Magnoliopsida, Malpighiales, Linaceae.